This is a messenger RNA of Nothobranchius furzeri (turquoise killifish), 6218 nucleotides long. The record is from RefSeq and is a predicted model, not a curated record. Lineage: Eukaryota; Metazoa; Chordata; Actinopteri; Cyprinodontiformes; Nothobranchiidae.
UAACAGACAGUAACAGCCGGGAGUGCAACUGAGGCCUUUACCUCGGACCGGUGAUGUGUAGGUUUAGUCUUUAAAAAUAAACGCAUAGUUACAGAGGAGUAAUGUCUGACCAGUAACAGCUAUAAACAGAAAAACGGAACACAACUUAACUUUUAUUUGAGUUAAGGCUUUACUAAAAGAGGACACUAGCGUUAACUUUACUGUUUUUUUUUUAGCAAUUUUGAAAUCUAUUUUAAAGUUUGUUCCCCUUUUCCAUAAAAUCAAAGUGCAGACGUUCUCUAUUGAAGCUGUCCAAACUUGACUUACAGGUUAGGUGACCCAUACAUAAUCCUAAUAAUGUUCUGUGCUGUUGUUAAAUGAGUUCUAGAAUGCAUAGCUGCAAAGAUUCUUUUGACUACAGUGAAUGUCUUUGUUCCUGAAGAAAUCUCUGAGAGUUCACAGCCAUAUGACAAACUUCACAUGAUGUAGGUGCUGAGGGCUGCAGAAUCCCCCCCUCCCCCCAGACCUAGUGGUUUUCCAUCUCAUCAGGAGUCAUUGUGUACUUUUCCCAGCAGAACUUCUUGCUUUCUGUUUCUGCCCCAGCUGGGCUGCGUGUAUUGACUAAAAGUUUUGUCGUCACUGAGCACACUCCCUGGACGCUCCAUCUGCGCCCCCAGACCCCAAGCGGGGCUGACCUCGUAAAAGAGCUUUUGCUGCAGGAGGGAUCGGAUCUGUGGUGGUUUGCUGGUCAGACAGCUCAGAUGUCUGCUCCUGAGCCCUUGGGGUGUCAGGCAGACCGUCUUUAAAUAGAUAAGCACUGUAUGCUUGAGAGGGGCCGUGACCUGUGAGCAAGGUGGUUUUCUGAGACUAUAUGCAUCUCUGAGGCUGAUUUAGCAAAACACCGCUCCUCUGUAAUAGCUCUCCGGGUUACAGGAAGACAGAGCAGAGUGUUUGCCAUGUUUGCUGAUGCCCUGGAGACAGCUGGCCGAGUGGAGGGCCUGUCACUGUCCUCCCCGCAACCGCUGGAGGAGGAGGAGGAGGCUGACGCAGCGACAGAGAGGGGGCCGAAGAGACCGGGACGCUACCGUGAAAGCCUGCAGUUUUUAAAGCCCUUCAGGAUCACACACAAGCAUCAGCACCCAGUCGAUAAUGCUGGCCUCUUCUCAUUUAUGACUCUUCACUGGCUUUCCCCGCUGGCCCUGAAGGCCUACAAGCAAUCCAGCUUGUCAAUAGAUGAUGUGUGGGGACUGUCCUGCCACGAAGCCUCCACAGUCAACUGUCAAAGACUUGAAUCUUUGUGGCACGAUGAGCUGAAAAGGCGCGGGCGGGAAGGAGCUUCUCUGACAAGAGUCUUCUGGAGGUUCUGCCAAACUCGUAUGCUGGUGGCCAUCUUCUCCCUCCUCCUCACAAUGGUGGCAGGCUUCGUUGGGCCAGCCCUUCUGGUCCGAGCUCUCCUGGAGUAUUCCCAGAGCCCGCAGCAUUCUGUGCCGUACGGCCUGUCUCUGGUAGUUGGGAUCUUCCUCAUGGAGCUGAUGCGCUCUUGGUCCCUGGCGCUCAUGUGGGCCGUCAACUACCGCACUGCUGCACGCCUGCGCGGGGCAGCUCUCACGUUUGCAUUCCAGAAGAUCCUCCGCCUGCGCAGCACUAAAGACAUCAGUCCAGGCGAGCUGAUCAACAUGUGCUCCUGUGACGGACAGCGGCUGUAUGAAUCUGUGUCAGUGGGUUGCCUGCUGGUGGGGGGGCCCUUAGUGGGGAUACUUGGUCUUUUUUAUACGUCCUACUUCCUGGGCCCCACUGCUCUGCUGGGAUCUGCUGUUUUCAUCAUCUUCUACCCUAUCAUGAUGCUCGCAUCGAGGCUGACGGCGUACUUCCGCAAGAAGUGCGUGGCGGUCACUGAUCGGCGCGUGAGGCUCAUGAACGAGAUCUUGAGCUGCAUAAAGUUCAUCAAGAUGUAUUGCUGGGAGGACGCCUUUGCACAGAACAUUCACAAGGUACGAUCAGAGGAGAGGGGGAUCCUAGAGAGAGCAGGGCUCAUCCAGAGUCUCACAGUGGGCGUGGCUCCUAUUGUCGUGGUGAUAGCAAGCGUGUGCACCUUUACCCUACACAUGGCCUUGGGUUACGACCUUACUGCAGCUGAGGCUUUCACAGUGGUCGCUGUUUUCAACUCCAUGACCUUUGCCCUGAAAGUCACACCGCUGGCUGUGAGGGCGCUGUCUGAAGGUGCUGUUGCAGUCAAAAGAUUUCAGAGGCUUUUUAUGAUGGAAGAUCGAGAGGUGAUUUUAGUCAAAACAGAGGACCCUUACAACACGGUGGAGUUUCGGGACGCCACGCUGGCCUGGGAAAAGGCUCGUUCCCCGGCCACAAAGUCAAACCCGCCUCCUAAGAAGCAAGGAGGAAUAAAGCGUGUGCUGCGCAGAGAGAAGCUCAGCUUGUACAUUUCCUCUGAGAACGACAAGGAGAACAAAGAUGAACCCAAUGGACAAAGUCUCCUCACAAACAUGGAGCAGGAGAGUCCGCAAAGCACCAUCUCCUCAACUCAGAGCAUGCGGCCCCCGCUGCACAAGACCUUGCAUCGUAUUAACUUGCAAAUCAAGCAGGGUUCUUUGGUUGGAGUCUGUGGAGGCGUCGGGAGUGGAAAGAGCUCUCUUCUGUCAGCUUUGCUUGGGCAGAUGACUCUGGUGGAAGGUAAAGUGGCUGCAAGUGGCAGUUUCGCUUAUGUGUCCCAACAAGCAUGGAUCCUUAAUGACUCACUGAAGGAGAACAUUCUGUUUGGACACGAAUAUGACUCAGUCAAAUACAAUGCUUUGCUGGAAGCGUGCUGUCUUCUCCCGGAUCUUGCAGAGCUUCCAUAUGGAGACAUGACAGAGAUAGGAGAGAGAGGUGCCAACCUGAGUGGAGGACAGCGUCAGAGAGUGAGUCUGGCUCGUGCACUCUACAGCGAGCGGCCCAUUCUUCUCCUGGACGACCCGCUCAGUGCUGUUGAUGCUUGUGUGGGUUCACACAUCUUCAACAGAGCCAUUCGGGGCACCGCUAAAGGGAGGACCGUGAUCUUUGUAACGCAUCAGCUGCAGUAUCUGCCUGAGUGUGAUGAUGUUGUUCUGAUGAAGGAUGGGCAGAUUGCUGAGCAUGGCACCCAUGCACAUCUAAUGGGUAAAGAGCGUGACUAUGCCACCCUAUUCAACAGCGUGCAACAGGAGAAUCUGGUGAGAAAGAAUUUGAAAAACAAACAACAAACCGAAGCAGUGAAAAAGGUUAAUGGUGCUGUUGAUGUUGCCAAGAUCAAACCAAAGGUGGAAUGCAAGAACAGAGAACAACUGAUGAAAGCUGAGGAAAAAGGCUCGGGUGCAGUCGCCUGGCCUGUGUACGGAGCAUACAUCAAAGCAGCAGGGGGUCCAGUAGUCUUCAUCAUCAAUGCCCUCUUCUUCCUCUUUACCACGGGCAGUAUAGCCUUCAGUAACUGGUGGCUGAGCCACUGGAUCAGGCAGGGCAGUGGGAACACAUCAUUAAUCUCAGGGAACGAAACGAUGGUGAGCACCAGCAUGAGGCUCAACCCUCACAUCCAGUAUUACUCAACUGUUUACGUCGUCUCCAUGGGCGCCGCCUUACUUCUGAAGACCGUGAGAGGGCUUGUGUUUGUGAAGUGCACCACGAAGGCCGCCUCUGUGCUCCACCGCAAACUGUUUCGCCGGCUCCUCUUCAGCCCCAUGCGCUUUUUUGAUACGACACCUCUAGGUCGUAUCCUGACCCGCUUCUCCAGGGACAUGGACGAGGUGGAUGUGCGACUGACCAUGCACGCUGAGAUGCUGCUGCAGAACCUAACUCUGGUGCUUUUUUGCUUGGGGAUGGUGGGCAUCGUCUUCCCCUGGUUCUUGGUCUCCGUUCUACCCUUGGGUGCCUUCCUCUGCAUUGUCAAUCGAGUCUCCAGAGUUUUCAUUCGUGAGCUGAAGCGCCUGGAGAACAUCAGCCAAUCACCCUUCACCUCUCAUAUAACCAGCAGUCUGCAGGGACUUUCCACCAUCCACGCUUAUGAAAGAGGGCACAGCUUCCUCCAAAGAUACCAGGAGCUGCUGGACACCAACCAGGCCACCACCUACCUCUUCAGUUGUGCUAUGCGCUGGCUGGCUGUCCGCCUGGACCUCAUCAGCAUCUCUCUUAUCACUGCUGUGGCACUUCUCAUUGUCUUCAUGCACAGUCAGAUACCUCCAGCCUAUGCAGGCCUGGCCAUUUCGUAUGCAGUGCAGUUGACGGGAUUGUUUCAGUUCACGGUGCGGCUGCUCACUGAAACCGAGGCUCGUUUCACGUCGGUUGAAAGAAUAAACCAUUAUAUAUCGAGUCUUGACAGUGAAGCACCUCGACAAAGUCCUGAGGCGACUACUCCUGCCCCCUCCUGGCCUCAGCAGGGAAAGAUCACCUUCCAGGAUGUGAGCAUGUGUUAUCGAGACAAUCUUCCACUUGUGCUCAAGAGCCUGUCUUUCACUAUCCUCCCCGAAGAGACUAUCGGCAUCGUGGGCCGCACCGGAUCAGGAAAGUCCUCUCUGGCUGCAGCUCUCUUCAGGCUGGUGGAGCCAAGCGCUGGCUCCAUAAUCAUUGACGGGAUCAAUACUGCGCAGAUCGGCCUGGAUGACCUGCGGAGCAAGCUAACCAUCAUUCCUCAGGAGCCCGUACUCUUCAUCGGCACCAUCAGGAGCAAUUUAGACCCGUGGGAUCAAUACUCUGAUCUGGAGAUCUGGGAAGCUCUUGAAAAAACCCAAAUUAAAGAGAUGGUCAGUCAACUGCCUCAUUCACUCCACUCGGAGGUGACGGAGAACGGAGAGAACUUCUCGGUGGGAGAACGGCAGCUGCUCUGCGUGGCCAGAGCCCUUCUAAGGAACAGCAAGAUUCUCAUACUGGACGAGGCAACAGCAGCCAUCGAUACAGAGACAGAUCGUCUCAUCCAGGAGACCAUUCGCAGUGCGUUUGGCAGCUGCACCACUCUGAUCAUCGCACAUCGUCUCAACACUGUGAUGAACUGCAGCAGGGUCAUGGUCCUCGACAACGGCCAGAUUUUGGAGUUCGACUCUCCUGCAGCUUUGCUGGCAGAUGAAAACUCAAGAUUCAGAGCCAUGAUCCAAGCAUCGGAGAGCCAAAGCUGAAAUGAUAAAUAAAACACUGGAGUUGAGAGCUGCCCAAAAAAAAAAAAGCAGUAAAAACACAUUCAAAACUACACAGUUUCACCAGUCCUGUCAUGAUGUGCUGGAAAAAGAAAGAAUCCAGCGAUGGGAGAUCUGUGUAACAGUGUCUGUUUUCUUUCUUACCACGUCAAAGAUCCAGAGACUAAAUUCAUGUCCUAAAACACGUCCAGUCUCACUAUGCAAAAUGAGAUUCGACGAAACUGUGGUGUCCACUGCCGUUUCACACAAGUUAUUUCCUAACGGCCAACUGCAAAUCAAACUGAGUUCAGACUCAAACAGCACUUUAUGUUUUGUGCGGUGCUUCCUUUUUCCUUGGAAGGUCAGUAAUCAGUGAAACUUUAGAUUAGUUUUGGUCUUUUUUUGUCACUAAGACCUCAAAGUGCAGGAACUUACUUAAGAUAGUAUUUUGUUUGCUGUGUCAUAAUAUUCAGUUGAAGUAUGUGAGGAUUUUUGUUAAUUAUUCAUUACAGAGUCUCUAAGAUAAACACUUGUUUUACAUUCCUAUGAGGCACUGUCUAAAAGAUUUUGAAAAUAUUUUCGGUUUUUUUGCUGCAGUCUAAAAGAAUAAUAUUUGUGCGUAUUAUUUCAAGUGAGAUAUGUGCCUAGAGAGCUAUUUUUUUAAAUAAUGGAGUCAGCCAUGUUAGACUGUGUGCAAGCAAAGUACUGUGCUUCAAAACUGAGCUAAAUGUCCCAAAUGCUGGAGUUUAAAAUGUGCACAUUUUACACUUUUUUUUGCUAAUAUUCUACAAGCAAAGUUGUUUCGAUGUUGAAUACAAUCUAUUCAUGUGUUGCAUUUGAAAAGUACUGUAUGCAAUUUGCAACCAGGGCAGGAUGAUGAUCAACAUCUGGAUGUCUUUAAAUGUUUCUCCAAAUCUGAAGAUCAUAGACUUUUUGCCUUAUAGUCAAGUAUUUGCUGAACAAUCGUUAAAAAGUGCAAUAUGUUAUUAUUGCUUUGAUACUUUUAUAACAUUGCCUUUUUACACUUGGGAUUGUAAUGUUGCAAUACUUUUGUUGAGUGUUCAAUAAUAAUAUAAGUUUUUGAAUAAAAUAUUUUUAUAUAAAUGAAAA